CCAUCGAAGCCGCUGGAUCGACUUUCACUGCUGCGGCUAAAAUCACUGUCAACAACACAAACACGGCCAAUGUUAAGAUGACUGGGCAAAGGCAAUCGCCGGUUUCUGUGGCAGUGAAACGAGAAAGUGUGGUGUAUAUCGUGCUGUGCUACUACCUGCUCUUCUUCGCCAUAAGCGGUAUCAACAGCCAAACAACCAAAGAAAAGAAAAAGCCCGAGACCGUCCAGGACCUCUUCAACACCUCCUCCUGCAUCCCCCGACCUUACCGAUGCCCCCACAGGCAAAUCCAAUUCUACCUAUACACCCGGAGAACCCAGAAGACUGGCGAACUCCUGGACACCACCAGAGAAGAGUCGCUGUAUAACACAAGGUUCAACCGAAUGUACCCCACGAAAAUCGUGGUUCAUGGGUUUGGAGGAGGGAGGAACCUGGCGCCCAGCACAGACAUGAGGGACGCCUAUUUUCAUAGGGGGAACUACAACAUUAUUAUUGUGGAUUAUGGGACACUUGUGAGGGAACCAUGUCUUAAGCAAAUGGAAUGGGCGCCCCGCUUCUGCGCCAAGUGCAUCGCCCAGCUGGUCAACUACCUCACCCACCACCCCCGCGGCGUCCGCGCCGACGAUUUGCACCUCAUUGGCUACAGCGUCGGCGCCCACAUUUCUGGUCUCGUGGCCAACUACCUCGACCCCGUCGAGCACGGCAAACUGGGUCGCAUUACAGGCCUGGACCCCACCAUCGUCUUCUACAUGGGUCAGAACCGGUCGCGCGACCUGGACUACACGGACGCCCAUUUCGUGGACGUGCUGCACACGGGGGCCGGGAUUCUGGGGCAGUGGGGGCCCACGGGACACGCGGAUUUUUACAUUAAUGGGGGGUCGAGCCAGCCGGGGUGCGGCAGUGAUACUGUUUUUAAGACUCUGGCGUGUGAUCAUACCAAGGUGACGCCGUACUUUAUAGAGUCGAUUGUGACGAAGAAGGGGUUCUGGGCGUACCCGUGUCCGACGCUGUUGAGCUUCAUGACGGGGUGGUGCAGUCCGGGGGAUGAGGAGUACGUGAUGAUGGGGGAGCAUGUGGAUAUUAACAAGGCACGAGGAGUUUACUACGUGUCGACCAACCCAAAGCCCCCCUACGCCCAAGGCCCCCCCAAACGUCAAAGACGACGAGGAAUUUUUUUCAACAGACUGCAGUAGAAUUUAGCCUAUAACCCAUCUUCUGCGAGAAUCGUUACCAGUAGUCCAGUGCUGAGUUUGCCACAAGUCUUAGUUACUAAUAAUUUAUUGUAGAUCUAGAUUAAUAUUUU
Zophobas morio is the source of this 1300-nucleotide messenger RNA. RefSeq names its product phospholipase A1 member A. The record is from RefSeq and is a predicted model, not a curated record. The transcript has 7 exons. Gene Ontology annotation, molecular function: lipase activity. The coding region runs from base 78 to 1190 and encodes 370 amino acids. Gene Ontology annotation, biological process: lipid catabolic process. Lineage: Eukaryota; Metazoa; Arthropoda; Insecta; Coleoptera; Tenebrionidae.